This is a messenger RNA of Cooperia oncophora, 609 nucleotides long. The record is from the annotation of a GenBank genome assembly. Lineage: Eukaryota; Metazoa; Nematoda; Chromadorea; Rhabditida; Trichostrongylidae.
AUGGUUGGAACUGUGUUCACGUCUGAAGCGGAAAGGCUGAGGCAUGCCCGUAGAUCUAUGGCUGCUGUAGGAGGAGAUCAAGGAGAAUGCCCAAAGUCUGGUGGAGGAUGUCCCGUGAAUGCCGAUGGAGGAGUCAAUCCUUUAAAUAAUGAACUGGAGCACCCAAACCAGAAGCCAGCGCCUGAUCAACCGUUUCCUUUACCGUUGAAACGUGAAAAGUCGACGAUUCCCAAGGCAUUUUUCAACACACCUUUCAGUGAGUGUGCCGAGCCAAAGUUGAAGAGUUUUAAAGGAGACGCGAAGAAUAUAUCACCUCGCGCUCGAUUCCGUAAUUUGUUCCUGGGCUAUAAUCUGCCAUUUGAUCGACAUGAUUGGAUAGUUGAUAGAUGUGGAGUAAAGGAGGUACAAUACGUUAUCGAUUAUUACGAUGGUGGUUCAGUAGAUCCUCGUUCGAAAUUGUUCACGAUUCUGGAUGUGAGACCGGCGUUAAAUGAUUUCGGGAAUAUUUGGGAUAGAAUGGUCGUUGCCUAUUGGCGUUUCAAAUUUGACGUUUUGGGAAUGACACCAAAAUUACCUAUUCCUCCAACAGAAGAUGAUGUACACGCUUGA